CUGUUGGCAUUAGAUACGAACCAAACUAGUGGCUAGGGGAGGAGAAGCCUUGGGAGGGAUCGGAGGAGCGUUCAAGUACAUGAUCCAGAACGAAGGUUUGUUGUCUCUCUACAAGGGUCUAGUCCCUUCAAUAGCAAGCAUGGCUCUGUCCGGUGCGGUUUUCUACGGGGUUUACGACAUUCUUAAGUCGUCGUAUCUGCACACACCGGAAGGCAGGAAGAGACUCAAAGACAUGAAGCAGCAGGGGCAAGAACUCAAUGCUCUGGACAAGCUUGAGUUAGGACCCAUCAGGACUCUCAUGUACGGUGCUGUAGCGGGUGCGUGUACUGAAGUGGCUACGUAUCCUUUUGAAGUAGUGAGACGGCAGCUUCAGAUGCAGAUUGGUAGAGACAAGUUGAAUGCUUUGGCUAUGGGGUUUAAUAUCAUUGAAAGAGGAGGGGUCCCAGCUUUAUACGCUGGGCUUUUGCCUAGCUUGCUUCAGGUGUUGCCUUCUGCUGCAAUAAGUUACUUUGUCUACGAGUGUAUGAAGAUAGUGCUUAAAGUAGAGUGACAAGAAGAUCAUUCAUCCAUAAACACAAUGCAAUGAUAAGUUUUGUUCUAUUUUUAGUCCUUUGAAAUUGCCAAAAAAAUAUAUGAUUUCAAGAGCAUUCAUCCAUAACUA
Messenger RNA from Raphanus sativus (radish), 661 nucleotides. Its product is annotated as probable mitochondrial adenine nucleotide transporter BTL2. Bases 80 to 550 code for a protein of 156 amino acids. The transcript has 2 exons. NCBI's taxonomy places the organism in Eukaryota, Viridiplantae, Streptophyta, Magnoliopsida, Brassicales, Brassicaceae. The record is from RefSeq and is a predicted model, not a curated record. Gene Ontology annotation, biological process: transmembrane transport.